AUGAUAAAAAUUAUUAAAGAAAGGUUGCCCCCAGAGGUUCGUGUUGCCCGAGAUGCUCAGAAUCUUUUGAUUGAAUGUUGUGUAGAGUUCAUUAAUCUUAUCUUAUCAGAAUCCAAUGAAUUUUGUGAUAGAGAAGAGAGACGAACAAUUGCACCAGAACAUCUACUCAAGGCUUUACAGGUGCUUGACCUGACCUUGUUCGUGGUUUUGGAAUAUAUUGAAGAAGUAUAUGUUGCAUACGAACAACACAAACUAGAGAGCAUGAGUUCUCAUCCUGUCAGUUUCUUUUAA
Molecule: messenger RNA, 291 nt
Organism: Lycium ferocissimum
Lineage: Eukaryota; Viridiplantae; Streptophyta; Magnoliopsida; Solanales; Solanaceae
Product: protein Dr1 homolog
Exons: 4
Coding region: 1-291 (96 amino acids)
Molecular function (GO): protein heterodimerization activity
Source: RefSeq, a predicted model, not a curated record